Molecule: messenger RNA, 1746 nt
Organism: Eimeria mitis
Lineage: Eukaryota; Apicomplexa; Conoidasida; Eucoccidiorida; Eimeriidae
Product: dense granule protein GRA11, putative
Exons: 2
Coding region: 1-1746 (581 amino acids)
Source: RefSeq, a predicted model, not a curated record
AUGAGGUUGCACUCGUCUUUCUUUCUCGUGCUGCCGGGUGUAUGCCUGGCGGCCGAAGUUAGUUCUCAAAGUUUUGAAACAGUUGAGAACACCACUACCUAUCAGGAUUCGCAGCAGGACACCACUGAUGCGGUGACAAGAAACAUGGAAGCGGAGGGUUUCAGCCUUCCACAGACAGAAGAAGGUUAUGUUGAACAAGUCAAUGCGGAAGGUGAAGAAUCAGAUCGUCCGGACUGGAGGAAGAUGCUCAGAAACAGGGGUCAAUGCGACACAAUGACCAGCAACACCUUCACCGUUUCAGGCUCUGCCGAGGAGCAAGCUGGUGAAGCCGAAAAGGCAGCUGAAAGCGAACAAUACGAAACAACCGGAUACAGCCAAGGAGACGGUAAGGCGGACCAUUCCACGGGAGCUGAUGUUUCAGGUUUCCCUCCCCCUUCUGUUCCCCACGACCCUACACGAAGAAAAAUCUCUCCUGCCGCUACUCCUUACGAACGCCCAUCUGAUAUGCGUCGGUAUCUUGCCAAUGAGGAUGCAGAUGCCGAAGUUUCCGAGGAACAUCAGAUGACCGAGACGGCAGUUGGCCGUGAGUUGGGCAAGAAGAAGAAGGCGGUAUAUGUUGCUGAACCUGUAAUGAAGGCACCCGCCCCAAUGAUGAUGCCUGUGCCGACCAAGAAAGCUGCUCCCAUGUUCGUUGAGGCUGCCCCCACCAAAAAGGGAAGAUACCUCGCUGCUGUAGAUGACGCCGAGACCCAAUUUGAGACUGAGCACUUCGAGACUGAGCAGGAAAACACAGCCAGUGAACGUGGCUUGGGCAAGAAGAAGAAGGUUGUAGUUGCUCCAGCACCCAUGAAGGUUGCUCCUCCCCCGCCACCUCCCGUUAUCAUGGCCGCACCCACUAAGAUGGCCCCUGUUCCUAUGGCCAUUCCAGCUGCUCCUACCAAGAAGGGAAGGUACCUUGCUGCCGUGGAUGAGGUUGAGAUGCAGGUCGAGGGCGAGCAGUUCGAGACUGAGCAAUCCGCCAGUGCCAGCGAGCGCAGCCUGGGAAAGAAGAAGAGAGUUAGUUAUGUUUCUCAGCCAAUAGCUGUGGCGGCUGCCCCCGUUAUGAUGGCAGUGCCUGCUCCGGCGCCUCCUCCCGUUGUGAUGACAGUGCCUGCUCCGGCACCUGCUCCCAUGGCUGUUCGGGCUGCCCCCAGUAAGGCGGCUGCUCCUCUGGUGGUUGAGGCCGCUCCCGCUCCAGUGGCCCCUGCUGCCGUGGUCGUUGAAGCCGCCCCGACAAAGAUGGCUUCUGCUCCCAUGGUUGUUCGGGCUGCCCCUACUCGGCCGCCUCCUGUGAUCAUUGAAGCUGCCCCUUCUAAGAUGGAAUCUGCACCUAUGGCCAUUGAAGCUGCCGCCCCUCGCAUUGAAUCUGCACCUGUAAUCAUUGAAUCUUCCUCUUCUAAGAUGGAAUCUGCACCUAUGGCUAUUGAAUCUACCACAACUCUCAUGGAAACUGCACCUGUGAUCAUUGAAUCUUCCUCUUCCAAGAUGGAAUCUGCACCAAUGGCCAUUGAAGCUGCCUCCACUACGAUCGAAUCUGCACCAGUGAUCAUUGAAUCUUCCUCUUCUAAGAUGGAAUCUGCACCUAUGGCAAUUGAAGCUGCCUCUACCGAGGUGGAAUCUGCACCUCUGAUCGUUGAAGCUGCCUCAUCUAAGAUGGACUCUGCGCCUAUGGCAAUGGAGGCCACUCCCAUGAAGGCAAGGUUAUGA